Molecule: messenger RNA, 6351 nt
Organism: Bufo bufo (common toad)
Lineage: Eukaryota; Metazoa; Chordata; Amphibia; Anura; Bufonidae
Product: myosin-3
Exons: 41
Coding region: 115-5934 (1939 amino acids)
Cellular component (GO): myosin complex
Molecular function (GO): cytoskeletal motor activity; actin filament binding; ATP binding
Source: RefSeq, a predicted model, not a curated record
CGUGAAGUUCUGCAUCCACUGCCUCCAGUCCCUCCAAGCUGACCUGUCCUUUCCUUUGGUCCUCAGACCUCCAUUGCUCUAUAUCACCUGUGCCUGGACUGAGCCGCUGCAGCCAUGGGUGACGCGGAGAUGCAGGCCUAUGGCCCGGCCGCGGUGUUCCUCAGGAAGUCUGAAAAGGAAAGGAUCGAGGCCCAGAAUCAGCCCUUCGAUGCCAAAACCUACUGCUAUGUUACUGACCCCACCAUCGACUACAUCAAGGGGAAAAUCAAAGGCUCAGAGGUUGGGAAGACGACGGUGGAGACGGAGGAUGGGCGGACCGUUACGGUGAAACCCGAGAACGUUUACCCCAUGAAUCCUCCCAAGUUCGAUAAAAUUGAAGAUAUGGCGAUGCUAACGCACCUGCACGAACCAGCUGUCCUGUAUAACCUCAAAGAGCGCUACAAGGCCUGGAUGAUCUAUACAUAUUCCGGUCUGUUUUGUGUCACCGUGAACCCCUACAAGUGGCUGCCUGUUUACAACCCUGAAGUGGUCAAUGCUUACCGAGGCAAGAAGCGUCAGGAGGCCCCACCACACAUCUUCACCAUCUCUGAUAACGCCUAUCAGUUCAUGUUGACUGAUCGUGACAACCAGUCUAUUCUGAUCACCGGAGAAUCCGGUGCUGGGAAGACGGUGAACACAAAACGUGUCAUCCAGUACUUUGCAACAAUUGCAGCUGUUGGUGACAUAAAGAAGAAGGAGUCAACGAGUGGAAUAAAGGGAACCCUGGAAGAUCAAAUCAUCCAGGCCAAUCCCCUCCUGGAAGCCUUUGGCAAUGCAAAGACCGUCAGGAAUGACAACUCCUCCAGAUUUGGGAAAUUUAUUCGGAUUCACUUUGGCACCACAGGGAAGCUCGCCUCAGCGGAUAUCGAAACAUAUCUGUUGGAGAAAUCUCGAGUAACCUUCCAGCUUCCAGCAGAACGAAGUUAUCACAUCUUCUACCAAAUCAUGUCCAACAAGAAACCUGAACUAAUUGAUAUGAUGUUGAUCACCACAAAUCCAUAUGAUUUCCCGUACAUCAGCCAAGGGGAGAUUACGGUGGCCAGCAUCGACGACACCGAGGAGCUGAUAGCCACAGACAACGCCAUCGAUAUCUUGGGCUUCACUCCUGAGGAGAAAGUCGGAAUCUACAAGUUAACAGGCGCGGUCAUGCAUUAUGGAGUCAUGAAGUUCAAGCAGAGGCCAAGAGAGGAACAAGCAGAGCCUGAUGGGACUGAAGUUGCUGAUAAAACAGCCUACCUGACUGGCCUGAACUCUGCGGACUUGCUGAAAGGUCUCUGCUACCCCAGGGUCAAAGUGGGCAAUGAAUAUGUGACCAAGGGUCAAACCGUGGAGCAGGUGCACCACAAUGUCAACGCCCUUAGCAAGUCUGUGUAUGAGAAGCUCUUCACUUGGAUGGUGACUCGCAUUAACGAGCAGCUUGAUACCAAACUCCCCAGGCAGCAUUUCAUCGGGGUCCUCGAUAUUGCUGGUUUCGAAAUCUUUGAGUUCAACAGCUUGGAGCAGCUGUGCAUCAACUUCACCAACGAGAAGCUGCAGCAGUUCUUCAACCACCACAUGUUUGUACUGGAGCAAGAGGAGUACAAGAAGGAGGGGAUCGAGUGGACCUUCAUCGACUUUGGCAUGGACCUCGCCGCCUGCAUUGAGCUUAUUGAGAAGCCAAUGGGCAUCUUCUCCAUCCUUGAAGAGGAGUGCAUGUUCCCCAAGGCAACAGACACUUCCUUCAAGAACAAGCUGUAUGAUCAGCAUCUUGGCAAGUCAAGCAACUUCCAGAAGCCCAAAGUGGCCAAAGGCAAAGCCGAGGCUCACUUCUCCCUAAUCCACUAUGCUGGGACCGUGGACUACAACAUUAAGGGUUGGUUGGAGAAAAACAAAGACCCAUUGAAUGACACUGUGGUGGGAUUGUAUCAGAAGUCCUCCAUGAAAAUCCUGGCAAACCUGUAUGCCACAUACGCCGGAACAGAUGCAGAUGGGGCAUCCAAGAAAGGGACAAAGAAGAAGGGCUCCUCCUUCCAGACCGUGUCUGCGCUUUUUCGGGAGAACCUGAACAAGCUGAUGUCCAACCUUCGGACCACACAUCCCCAUUUUGUGCGCUGCAUUAUACCCAAUGAAACCAAAACCCCAGGGGAAAUGGACCAUCAUCUUGUCCUACAUCAGCUGAGGUGUAAUGGUGUGCUGGAGGGGAUCCGGAUCUGCAGAAAAGGAUUUCCAAACAGGAUCCUCUAUGGAGACUUCAAACAAAGAUAUCGGAUCCUGAAUGCCAGCGCCAUCCCAGAGGGGCAGUUCAUUGACAGCAAGAAAGCCUGUGAGAAACUCCUGGGCUCCAUCGAUAUUGACCACAAUCAAUAUAAAUUUGGGCACACCAAGGUAUUUUUUAAGGCUGGUCUCUUGGGUACUCUGGAGGAGAUGAGGGACGACCGCCUCACCCUGCUCAUCACCCGCACACAAGCGUUGUGUAGGGGAUACUUGAUGAGGCUGGAGUUUAAAAAGAUGAUGGAUAGAAGGGAGGCCAUCUUCUCCAUUCAGUACAACAUCCGAGCAUUCAUGAACGUCAAGCACUGGCCAUGGAUGAAGCUUUACUUCAAGAUCAAGCCUCUUCUCAGGAGCGCAGAGACUGAGAAGGAAAUGGCGGCCAUGAAGGAGGAAUUCGCCAAAACCAAGGAGAAUCUGGCAAAGGCAGAAGCCAAGAGGAAAGAGCUGGAGGAGAGGAUGGUGAAACUUCUACAGGAGAAAAAUGACCUGCAUCUGCAAGUUCAGUCUGAAAUGGAGAAUUUGACGGACGCAGAGGAUAGAUGUGAUCAGCUGAUCAAGAGCAAGAUCCAGAUGGAGGCCAAGAUCAAGGAACUGAACGAGAGGCUGGAGGACGAGGAAGAGACCAACGCCGAACUCACAUCCAAGAAGAGGAAGCUGGAGGACGAGUGCUCUGAGCUGAAGAAGGACAUUGACGACCUUGAGUUGACAUUGGCCAAGGUUGAGAAGGAGAGACAUGCCACUGAGAACAAGGUUAAAAACCUGACCGAAGAAAUGGCGGCCCUGGAUGAGACCAUCGUCAAGCUGACCAAGGAGAAGAAGGCUCUCCAGGAGGCACAUCAGCAGACUUUGGAUGAUCUCCAGGCUGAAGAAGACAAGGUCAAUGCCUUGACCAAGCUGAAAACCAAACUGGAGCAGCAGAUAGAUGAUCUGCAAGGCUCCCUGGAGCAGGAGAAGAAGGUCCGCAUGGACCAGGAGCGGGCCAGGAGGAAGCUUGAAGGGGACCUGAAGCUGGCCCAGGACUCCAUCAUGGAUCUGGAGAAUGAAAAGCAGCAGCUGGACGAGAGGCUUAAAAAGAAAGAUUUUGAGAUCAGCCAGUUCCUCAGCAGAAUUGAAGAUGAACAAGUCAUGGGGAACCAAAGUCAGAAGAAAAUUAAGGAGCUUCAGUCUCGUAUUGAAGAACUCGAGGAGGAGAUUGAAUCUGAGAGGGCGACUCGGGCCAAGGCCGAAAAGCAGCGAUCGGAAUUGUCCCGGGAGCUGGAAGAGAUCAGCGAGAGGUUGGAGGAGGCCGGGGGGGUGACCUCUACUCAGCUGGAGCUCAACAAGAAGAGGGAGACCGAAUUCCAGAAGAUGCGCCGGGAUCUGGAGGAGGUCUCCCUGCAGCAUGAAGCCACAGUGGCGGCACUGCGCAAGAAGCACGCCGAUAGCGCCGCCGAGUUCGGCGAGCAGAUUGACAACCUGCAGCGCGUGAAGCAGAAGCUGGAAAAGGAGAAGAGCGAGAUGAGGAUGGAGAUCGAUGACAUCAACAGCAACCUGGAGUCCAUGACAAAGUCUAAGGUGAACCUGGAGAAGAUCUGCCGCACCCUAGAAGACCAACUGAGCGAAUUCAAGUCCAAGACUGAGGAGAACCAGAGGUCGGUGGCUGAUCUCACCAUGGCCAAGGCUCGUCUCCAGACCGAAUCAGGUGAGCUGGCUCGACAGCUGGAAGAGAAGGAGUCUCUGCUGUCUCAACUGACCAGAUCUAAACAAGCUUUCACCCAGCAGAUGGAGCAGCUGAAGAGAAGUCUGGAGGAAGAAGUGAAGGCCAAAAAUGCCUUGGCUCACAGCUUGCAGUCAUCUCGUCAUGACUGUGAUCUCCUGAGGGAACAAUAUGAAGAGGAGCAGGAGGCCAAAUCAGAGCUACAGAGAUCUUUGUCCAAGGCCAACGGAGAAGUGGCGCAAUGGAGGACAAAAUAUGAGACUGAUGCCAUUCAGCGCACCGAGGAGCUGGAAGAGGCCAAGAAGAAGUUGGCACAGCGCCUCCAGGAGGCAGAGGAACACAUUGAGGCUGUGAAUUCUAAGUGUGCCUCCCUGGAGAAGACAAAGCAGAGGCUUCAGGGAGAGGUGGAAGACUUAAUGAUCGAUGUGGAGAGGGCAAACUCCCUGGCGGCUGCUCUGGACAAAAAGCAGAGGAACUUUGACAAGAUUCUGGCUGAGUGGCGCCAGAAGUACGAGGAAACUCAGUCUGAACUUGAAUCCUCUUUGAAAGAAUCCAGAUCUUUGAGUACAGAACUCUUUAAAAUGAAGAAUGCUUAUGAGGAGACCCUGGACCAACUGGAGACGAUAAAGAGGGAAAAUAAGAACCUGCAGCAGGAGAUCUCGGACCUCACUGAGCAGGUGGUCAUGAGCAGUAAGACCAUUCACGAGCUGGAGAAGGCCAAGAAGCAAGUCGAGAUGGAGAAGAGUGAAAUGCAGGCUUCACUAGAGGAAGCCGAGGCAGCUCUGGAGCACGAAGAGGCCAAGAUCCUUCGCAUCCAGCUGGAACUCACCCAAGUGAAGGCUGACAUUGAGCGCAGGGUAGCAGAGAAAGACGAGGAGAUCGACCAGAUGAAGAGGAAUUACCAGAGGACCCUUGAGACCAUGCAGUCCGCCCUGGACUCUGAGAUAAGAAGCAGGAAUGAGGCAAUCAGAAUUAAGAAGAAGAUGGAGGGUGACCUGAACGAGAUGGAGAUACAGCUCAGUCACUCGAACCGCCUCGCAGCAGAGGCUCAGAAAUACCUGAGGACCGUUCAGGGACAACUCAAGGAUGCUCAGAUCCAGCUUGAUGAUGCUCUCCGUAGUCAGGAGGACCUCAAGGAACAGCUUGCCAUUGCUGAACGUAGAAACAACCUGAUGCUGGCCGAGAUCGAGGAGCUGAGGGCUUCUCUAGAACAGACCGAGAGGUCCAGGAAGGUUGCGGAACAAGAGCUCCUGGAUGCCACUGAGCGCGUUCAGCUUCUGCACUCUCAGAACACAAGUCUCAUCACCAUCAAAAAGAAGUUGGAGACUGAUAUCUCACAGCUCCAAGGGGAUAUCGAGGACGUGACCAAAGAGGGCAGAAACGCUGAGGAGAAAGCAAAGAAAGCCAUCACUGAUGCUGCUAUGAUGGCUGAGGAACUGAAGAAAGAGCAAGACACCAGUGCCCACCUCGAGAGGAUGAAGAAGAAUCUGGAUCAGUCUGUGAAGGAUCUUCAGCUACGUCUGGAGGAAGCUGAACAGUUGGCUCUGAAGGGUGGCAAGAAACAACUUCAGAAGCUGGAGGCUAGAGUGAGAGAACUGCAGUCAGAGUUGGAUUUGGAGCAGAGGAGAAGUGCAGAUUUCAUUAAGGGCAUGAGAAAGUUUGAGAGACGGGUGAAGGAGCUGACCUUCCAGGCUGAGGAGGACAGGAAGAACAAUAUAAGGCUCCAGGAUCUGGUUGAUAAGCUGCAGCUGAAAGUGAAGGCCUACAAGAGGCUGACCGAGGAGGCGGAAGAAAGUACCAACACCCACUUGUCUAAGGCCAGAAGGGUCCAGCACGAACUGGAGGAGGCCGAGGAGCGGGCGGACAUCGCCGAGUCCCAAGUCAACAAGCUGCGGCUGAAGACUCGAGAAACCGUCACCACAAAAGUUUUUAUGACGACCCAGGAAUAAGCCGCAGACGGGAAGAUGGCGGCGCUGAGGUGCACAUAAUGUGUAUUACCCUGCAUCCACAGGACCAGAAUAAAUUAACGGCUCGGUGAGGACGGCGUACAGAGGCACAGUAUGGCGGGUGACAUUGGUCACAGCCUCACCCCAUAGAAGUCAAAGGAAGUGCGUCCAGCAGCAAAGGGAUUGCGCCAUUUCUGAUAAUCCAUCGCCGGUCUCCAGAUGAUGGGGGUGACGGUGUGUGCGGCCAUGACUUCGGGGUGAGCCAGAAUCACUGCACUGGGGGGUCCUCAUUACUCUAAACCCUCUAAUUAUGAGAGCCCCCGCCACCGACCCCUGCCGCUAAUUUAUUUGGUCCGGCCGUGUAGGGUGCCCUUCACGCUGCGGCCGCCAGUGUCCCUGAAAUAAAUGUGUAAAAACUGA